AGGGUUUCACUCACUCCAGGGCGAAGAGGACAGACAGUACAAUACAAGCUCUAGGACAUAAACUUACCUGGGAAUCUAUUCCACUUCCUCUGUGCCACACCUUUUCUGGGACCUUCUGAGACCUGUGUCUUCCUGUGGAUACCUGGUCUUAGCCAUGCCUGUCACCACUCCUGCCCCUUCUAACAAGAGGAAGGAGGCCACCAAGAUCAUCACUGACCUGUCCAGCAUCAGCCAGAAUGACGAUGAGUCCGACCCCGAGGCCUCUGAGCUUGACCUGGGCACCAAGAUCAAGACGCCAAGGGACACCAUGCUGGAGGAGCUCUCCCUGAACAUGAACAAGGGCUCCAAGAUGUUCAGGAAGAGGCAGCAGAGAGUGGAGCGGUUCAUCGUCACCAACGAGAACAAGAACCUCGAGAACCUGCUCAUGUGCCCUCCCCCUGUCGCACCAAAGCCCGAGAAGGCAAAGGAAGAAGUGGUGGAGGAGACGAUAGAUGAGGAGGCGGAGAAGAGGAGGUAUGGACCCACCUAUAUAUCUCCAUGGGAACGGGCCAUGAAGGGCAACGAGGAGCUGACAGCCACCAUGAAGUCCUCCAUGCCGGGACCCAUCCAGAUGCACCCAGAACUGCCUCUGUACAAGAGCUUCAACAGGACGGCGCUGCCAUUCGGCGGCUCCGACAAGGUUCCCAAGACGCUGACCUUCGAGCUCCAAGAGCUCAACUGCACCUCCGAGGAGCCGGAGCUGGGCGUCCGCUCACGGCCCUCGUUCAACCGCACGCCCAUCGGCUGGAUCUGCAGUGACGACAACCUGAACAUCCACAUGGACCUGGACAGCAUCCCCUUCGAUGGAGAGACGGAUGACCUGUGAACACACGCACACAAGCAGUGCAUGCACUGGAACUCAUAAACACACACAAGAAUAACCAUGUAUGGGAGCAUUAGGCACAGGUCAUAAUUUAGACCACAUGCACUGACAACACAGUUUUGACAUACAAAAAAACGAUUUAAAACCGACUUGAUGGAGGACAGCGUCCCUCGUCUCCUGUGUGCUUUCUAAUCUUUUCAUCCCCAACUGUGUCUGAGUCCUACUACGAUUUUGCAAACUGUACAGAUAGAUACAGAUGAGCACUCUGCACUCUUAAGACAAUGUAAUUAUGCAAUAAAGUUCUCCUUUACAGAA
Molecule: messenger RNA, 1177 nt
Organism: Anarrhichthys ocellatus (wolf-eel)
Lineage: Eukaryota; Metazoa; Chordata; Actinopteri; Perciformes; Anarhichadidae
Gene: myoz1b
Product: myozenin 1b
Exons: 6
Coding region: 155-865 (236 amino acids)
Cellular component (GO): Z disc; actin cytoskeleton
Molecular function (GO): FATZ binding; actin binding; telethonin binding
Source: RefSeq, a predicted model, not a curated record